Molecule: messenger RNA, 3057 nt
Organism: Musca vetustissima
Lineage: Eukaryota; Metazoa; Arthropoda; Insecta; Diptera; Muscidae
Product: putative exonuclease GOR
Exons: 9
Coding region: 1-3015 (1004 amino acids)
Cellular component (GO): nucleus
Molecular function (GO): exonuclease activity; nucleic acid binding
Source: RefSeq, a predicted model, not a curated record
AUGUUACCCUCUACAGGUUUAUUCAAAAGUUUCGUUUGUCCCUAUUACGAUGCUGGGACAUCAAGUGGAACAGGGUCAACGGGGCAGACGUCCACAUCAUGCAAUCGUCCUUACUGCCACUUUAAGCAUGUGCGGAAAGAUGAUAUUGAGAAACCACAAACGGCCACACAGUCUGUUAGUCAGCCGGCACCGGAGUACAAACCAACACCCAAACUUCUCACCUUGGCUGAAUUGCCAUUGCCCAAGGUUGUUAAGAAGACGAGGACCAAUUUGGAAUAUCAACCAGAAAAGCCUGAAAUUAAUGCUUCGCCCUCAAAGAAUCAACGUUCUUCGCUGGAUAGCGCUCCGGUUUAUGUUCCCGCACCCACUUCCGCUACCAAGCAAGCUGUAGUACCUGCAAACAUUGAUGAAGAUAGCCAAGAGAGUGGUCCAUUAAAUUUGGACGAUUGCACAGAUGAAUUAGAUGAACUUACGGGUAUAAUAAACGAUGAUGUUGAAUUUGAAAACGAUGCACAAUUCUCCGAUAGCCCAGAAACGGAAGAAUGCAAAGAUGUAGACAGUACAGGAGAUUCUAAAAAUAAAAGUGAUAUACAGGAAACAAAAUCAUCAAGUAGUAGCACUGAUAAAGCAGAAAAAUCAAAGAGAAGAGACUCGUCAUCAUCAUCAUCUCAUUCCCAUAGUCGUCACAAAUCUCACAAGUCAUCUUCGUCUCGGUCCAAGGAUGAGGAAAAACAUAAGGAACACAAAGAGCGUACCAAGGAAAAGGAGGAGAAAAAGGAUCACAAGUCUUCGUCAUCGUCCUCGUCUUCCCGUCACAAAUCGUCGUCUUCGUCAACUUCGUCAUCAUCACACAAGUCAUCUUCCCGCGAUAAAGACAAAGAGAAGGAAGUAAAACAUAAGUCAUCAUCUUCCGAGAAAAAACAUCAUUCAUCCUCGAGCAGUUCAUCCAAACACAAAUCUUCAUCGUCUUCAAAACCAUCAUCAUCGUCGUCGUCAUCGGAUAAACGAAGUGCAUCUUCUUCGGAAUCAAAAUCAAAAUCCAAGGAUAGCAAAUCGGCAGAUAAGAAACAAUUGAAUGUCGACGACACAUCAGAACUAUUCGCCACAACCGAAGAGGAUAUAAUGAAAGAGUGUGAAAUGAUUUAUGACCAAUUGGAACAAGAAUUUGCCUCGCUACAUAACGGCAACGGUUCAAACGAUGAAGAAAAAGCCAAAGAAGAAUCUAAGCAAGCAGCAAAACGCAAAGCGAAUGAAGAUGAAUUUGAACAGCCGGAAUUGCCGCAUAAAAAACGUGUAGCCUAUGAAAAUGCCGAUAAAUAUAAAAGUCAUACUCCGGCAGUUGCUCUCAAACCAGAUCAUCGCAAAAAUGCAAUGCAGGCAAUAUUUAAUCGACAAGAAGAAACUCGCCGCAAACAGGAAGAGGAGGCAGCAGCUGCCGCAGCCGCUUUGAGAGAGGCCGAACAAAAAGUCCGGGAAGCUAAUGAAGCGUUACGCAAAGCACAAGAAAAAUCCUUAACGCCGUUAAUACCCAAAAGCUAUUUAACACCUCCGACAAAACCAAUUGCACGAACAAUAGCACCUGUGGCAAAUAUGUUAGCCUUUGAAAGGGCUAAAAAGAAAGUUGAAGAAUUGAGAGCAGAAAAGCGACCCGCUUUUACACCAUCACAAACGAGUAAAGGUGGAUCGCGUGUUGCACAUAAACUAACUGAAAAGGCAGCGAAUACAGAAGCUGAAAAGGUAGCAAAACCGCCAGUUUUAGAAGCCAACUCAACAAAGAUAUCCUAUAACAUUCGAAUGCAGUAUUAUGAAAUGAUGGUGAAACAUUGUCUAUCCAUAUAUCCCAAUGUGGCGGAUGCUUGGGAAAGGGCCCAAACGGAAGAGUUAGCUGUAUUCAAAAAAUGCAAUACUCCUGUUAUUUAUAAAAGCAGCGCCAUGUUGGCCAUUAAUAAAUUAAGAAAAGAAGCUGCAGAUUCGGGUAAUAAACCUUCCCAAUCAAAUAAAAUUAUAUCACAUGAAGUGGUAUUAGCUGGCAAAUUGGCAACAAAUACAUCAUGGAGUGUUAAGAAAAAGAUAAAAACCGAUUCAACAUUGAGCGGCAGCAAUGAACCAUUUGAUAAAUUACCCGGUGAUAAAGCAUAUGAUAUGGUCUUUGAACUGCGUUUAACAGACGAACAAUUGGUUAGCAAUGGUUAUCCUCGACCUGGCACUAAGCCAGGAACAGCAACAAUUCAAUGUACAAAGCCAAUGCGUCGCCCUAAUGACACAGAACGUUAUUGCAGUCGUUGUGGCAAGGUUUUCAAUUUGUCCAUCUAUGAUCAGGUUUGUGUGGAUGAGUGUAAUUACCAUCCUAAGGGUACUGGUUAUAGACGAGGUUUUAGUGACAAUUAUCAUCGUUGUUGUCAGCAACCUGCUGGCACGCCAGGUUGUAGUUAUGCCAAUUAUCAUGUUAGCGAUUUCGUUGAUGUGGACAAUCUUACGGGCUUCAUUACAACCAUUGCAAAAGAUGAUCCCGACUAUGUACCUACGAAGAAGGAUAUUUACGCUUUAGAUUGUGAAAUGUGUUAUACCACCCAUGGUGUAGAACUGACACGAGUCACUGUGGUUGAUGUCAAUUGUAGGACAGUUUAUGAUGCCCUUGUUAAACCCGAUAACAAAAUUGUCGAUUAUAAUACAGUUUACUCCGGCAUAACAGAACAAAUGUUGGCUAAUGAGACCCGAACGUUACGUGAUGUUCAAGCAAUAUUAAUGUCUAUGUUUAAUUCGCAAACUAUUUUGAUUGGCCACAGUCUAGAGAGCGAUUUAAAGGCAUUAAAACUCAUACACAAUGUUGUGGUCGAUACCUCAGUUCUGUUCCCUCACAAAUUGGGUCCACCAAAGAAGAGAGCUUUGAAAACGUUAUGUAUAGAGCAUUUAAAGCGAAUUAUUCAAGAAAGUGAAAGUGGUCACGACAGUGCCGAAGAUGCUGAGGUCUGCAUACAAUUAGUUAAAUUUUAUUUACGUAAUAAAAUAAGUUGAGUAACUCUUUUAUUUCUAUUUCAAUCAAUGCAUUUCUUUGCA